Molecule: messenger RNA, 1674 nt
Organism: Malassezia globosa CBS 7966
Lineage: Eukaryota; Fungi; Basidiomycota; Malasseziomycetes; Malasseziales; Malasseziaceae
Exons: 1
Coding region: 1-1674 (557 amino acids)
Cellular component (GO): nucleus
Molecular function (GO): cis-regulatory region sequence-specific DNA binding; protein binding
Source: RefSeq, a predicted model, not a curated record
AUGUCGGCGUUGGAGUUGCUGACCUAUUCAUCACAUCCGUUGGGCCUGCGCCCGCUUGGAAAUGCAUAUUUGGAGGGUGCCAAAGAUUUCCGGACUCAAAGUCUGGGAAUGCUUGCAUGCUUUGAAGAUGCUUUUCUCCUGCAAUUCCUAGUUGAAUGGAUGGAUGUUCAAUCCCUUCUAUGUCUGAGCGCAACCAGUCGAUCAUUUUAUGCGCUCGUAAACGCACCCUUGGUAUGGCGCGAAAAGUUUAUUCGCGAUUAUGGCGGUAGGAUGAGUGGCGGAUGGCCAGGAAGUUGGCGGGGUGCCUACGCCGCGGCCGCCUGCACGGAUCAUGCGAAGGUGAAGGCGUUUGUCGCCUGCCAUAUUUCCCUGGCGCAUGUAUACUCGGAUGCAGUUUUCCAUGAUUUUGUCACCGCGUCCUUUGAUCCACGUCCAUUUAUCGAGCAUCACACAAGUCGUGAGAUCCGGAAACUGUUGCGUAAACGGAAAAUGGCUACGGCCGCCACAGACGACGUGCCGGAACGUCCUCGGAUACCCGAUCAUAUCGACCGCGUCGAUGCACGGGCUUUUGAUACAUUAAAGUUUGUCACUCGCUUCGCACAUGCGAGCUGGCCUUGCAUUCUGACUCAUGCUACCGACGACUGGCCCUGUCAUGCAUGGAACCUGGACUACAUCCGUGAUGUUUGGGCCGACCGACUCUUUCAGGCAGAGGCAUUGCAGGUCAAUGGCCGCACCUAUGUUGAAUAUGCGCACUCGGCCGGAGGUGGUGGUAUGCCUGUCGCAGAUCUAGGUGUCGUGCCGGACACAUCGCCCUUUUAUCUGUUUGAUGCAGAUGUGGCCGCGGGGGAAGACGAUGCAGCGCGUGGAUGGCGUGUGCCCUCUCUCAUUGCCCGUUAUCCUAUAGGAGCAAAAGGCGAGGGUGAUGCGCGAGAAGCCGAUGAACGCACGCGUGCUGACUUGUUUUCACUUCUGGGCGAAAUCCGGCCAGACUAUCGUUGGCUCAUUGCCGGACCAGCACGCAGCGGAAGCUGCUGGCACAAAGACCCGAAUUUGACAUCCGCAUGGAAUGCCGUCACGCAGGGGUCCAAGUAUUGGAUGCUGCUACCGCCAAAGACAGUGCCACCAGGUGUGUACGUAACAGAGGAUGAGUCAGAGGUGACAGCACCUGCCAGUUUGAGUGAAUGGAUGCUUGACUUCUACGCCGAGACAAAGGCGAAGCACGGACGUCGUGAAUGUGGUGGUGAUGGUCAGCUGAUCGAAGGUGUGUGCCAUGCCGGUGAAGUCAUGUAUAUACCCAGUGGUUGGUGGCAUCUUGUGAUCAACUUGGACGACUCUGUGGCAUUAACGCAAAACUUUGUGAGUGUGACUGAGCUCCCAUCGGUCCUAUCGUUCAUGAAGUAUACACCAGAGCAAAUCAGCGGAUUCCGCGCAGGGACAUCCAAGACGUCAGUAUUUGACCAAUUUGUCGAGAGAUUACGCGCGUAUGAUGCGGAGAUGACAGACGAAGCUCUGGCUUGCAUGCCCAAACGUAAGAGUUGUCGUGCUCCUACGCUGGCGAACGAAGGUUCUGACUGGCGAGUACGCUUGAGCUGUGGCGUGACAGAUGAGUCCAAUACAACAUGCACGCUAAGUUCGCUUGUCGCCGACGAAGAGUUGGGAGACACGCCUUGGUGA